Molecule: messenger RNA, 884 nt
Organism: Carassius gibelio (silver crucian carp)
Lineage: Eukaryota; Metazoa; Chordata; Actinopteri; Cypriniformes; Cyprinidae
Product: glutathione peroxidase 1-like
Exons: 2
Coding region: 1-408 (135 amino acids)
Biological process (GO): response to selenium ion; hydrogen peroxide catabolic process; response to hydrogen peroxide
Cellular component (GO): mitochondrion; cytosol
Molecular function (GO): glutathione peroxidase activity
Source: RefSeq, a predicted model, not a curated record
AUGGUCUUAACUAUUGUGGCACUAACCUCACCAAACACAACAGUGGCCAAAAGUGAUGAAAACUGUACAAAUGAAGAGAUCCCUCUUUCCUUAAAGUAUGUCCGUCCUGGCAAUGGCUUUGAACCUAAAUUCCAGCUCUUGGAGAAGGAAGACGUGAACGGGAAAACCGCUCACCCUCUCUUCGUCUUCCUUAAGGAGAAACUUCCAUUCCCGAGCGAUGAGCCAAUGCCCUUCAUGAACGACCCCAAAUAUAUCGUGUGGAGUCCCGUGUGCAGAAACGACAUCUCUUGGAAUUUCGAGAAGUUUCUCAUUGGAUCUGAUGGAGUUCCAUUCAAACGCUACAGCAAGAGAUACCUGACCAGCAACAUCGAGGGAGACAUCAAGAAACUUCUCAGCAUAGCCAAGUAAAAUGGUUUUGUGGUCAAAAGGGUGUCAAAAAAAAUCAAUAUCCCAGUUUCUGCAUUGCAUACCUUUACCUGCAUGGGUCUCCUAUAAGUGUUCAUGACAGGUUGUGCUCUCAUUUGCAUGAAGUUACUGUGUUUGGACUUUUACUUCAUGAAGGUGCUCCUGUAAACAUGCUUUGUCUGUGGGGAGCAUCUGAUGCCGUGCAGAAGUCCUAACCGAACAGUUUCAUUUAGCUCUUGUAUGGUACAACAUGCAAUCUGGACCAAUAAAUGUGUUCAGUUCAGUUAAUGUGGGAGGACAAGAACACACACAGAGCUUUAGGGUUUGGUCUGUUGUGUACGAUACUGAUCAUCUGGUGCUUUUAUGAGAUUCAUUCUGCAUUAAUGAAUUCCAGUGGAAACUUAUCUCUAGUGUGGGGGUGUGACGCGGGAGUAGAAUUUCCCACAAUUUUACUAAGCCAAACAUAUUUCAAAAAUAAA